CGUUCCGAACGUCUGCGGCUGCCGGGUAACAUGGUUACAUGUCAGAGAGUAACACUUGAUCAUGGAACAUGGAAUAAAGCGAAAGCGAGCGACUCCGCUGCAGGAGCAGCAUCAGCCGCAACCGCCUGGAGAGUCUCCGGUGCAAUGAAUCCCGCCGCGGCCAGCUUCUGUCUGCAAGAGGAGAGACCCACCAGCGAUCUGUUAGCCAGCAUGUCGGCCUGAUUCCGUUGGCAGGAGAAGGGAUGGAGAAGGCUACCUGGUUGGGCCACUGAACUGUCUGCCUUUCCCACGCUGUUCUGGACUGCUUGUUCCUUUGAAGCUCACAAUGACAGGAUCCAGCUCCAAUGCUUCCCGUAACCCCCACCCCAAAGGAGACAAAGGGGGCCGCUCGAGGAGCUCUCAUGCUCGGCCAAUCACGAAGGCCAACAACGGAGGCUCCGAAGAGGAGGACAAAGAUGGAGGGGUGGUUUUCCUUGUGAACAAAAGUGGCUUUCCAAUCGAUGGGCAAACCUGGGAAAGGAUGUGGGGGCAUGUGGCGAAGGUCCACCCUUCAGGCAGAGAGGUGGUAGAGACCAUAAGGAAUGCUGCCUACCUUGCAAAACCUUUAGUGCCAUCUGUGCCAAACUACAAGGCUUCCAUGACGAUCCCAGAGUGGCUUCAGGCAAUACAGAAUUUCAUGAAGAUGCUGCAAUACAAUCAUACGGGAACCCAAUUCUUUGAAAUUAGGAAAUCAAGACCUCUGAGUGGGUUAAUGGAAACGGCAAGAGAGAUGACCAGGGAAUCUUUACCUAUCAAAUGCCUUGAAGCAGUUAUCUUGGGAAUAUAUUUAACCAACGGGCAGCCUUCUGUGGAACGAUUCCCAAUCAGCUUUAAAUCCCACUUCUCAGGGAACAAUUUUCAUCAUGUGGUGCUUGGAAUUUAUUGCAAUGGCCGAUAUGGAUCACUGGGCAUGAGCAGAAGAUCAGAGCUGAUGGACAAACCUUUGGUCUACCGAACUCUGAGUGACCUCAUCUUUGAAUUUGAAGAGUCAUAUAAAAAGUACUUGCAUUCGGUAAAAAAAGUAAAAAUUGGAUUGUAUGUCCCACAUGAACCACACAGCUUUCAGCCCAUCGAGUGGAAGCAGUUGGUGCUCAAUGUGUCAAAGAUGAUGCGGUCGGAGAUAAGGAAGGAGUUGGAGAAAUAUGCCAGGGAUAUGAGAAUGAAGAUUUUGAAACCCGCAAGUGCCCAUUCUCCAGUCAAGCAGCGUUCACGAGGGAAGUCCCUGUCCCCUCGACGAAGACAAAGCAGCCCUCAGAGGCGGGCCUGCAGAAGAGACAAAUCGCAGAAACUGAAUCCUAUUCGAAUGACUGGAGUGUUCAGGCCAGCUGUGAUGGACAAGAAAGUGGGUGACCUCUCUACACUGAAUGAAGUAGGCUACCAGCUACGCAUCUGACAAAGCCAGAGGCCAAACAAGAUGGCUUCCAGGGUGCUUCUUACCGCACUUUACCCUGUGAUCUGUGGACGAAGGGGAGGGGAGGGAAGGGGCUGCAACUAUUAUGAGCAAAAGGAUUUUAUUUAAGAUUUCAUCUAGAUACUAGGAAUCCUAGAAAUGACAGUGGUGGUAUUUUUAUUUUUAAAUCCAUUAAGUGGAAUCAAGAAAAAAGGGAAAUUAAAAAAUUGACUUUGCCUAUGAUAACAUGGUUACUCGCCAUCAAGUUAAAAAGGAGAGAUACUGUGGUGUGGCUUGGUUUUUGUUUGGAUUGAAAUCAUUGUUUCUGUAGUGGCUAUUUUUUAUGGGCUUGAAGCGUUGUGUGACGUCUGUAGGAUUUAGAAGUGGCAACGAUGAAAGUAUAUUCCUCCGUAGUGCAAAAGUGUUGGGGUGCGGUAGGUUGCAAAUCCAAAGGCAUGGUCCGGCAGGGACAUCCUUUGCACAAGACCCAUUGAAAGGAAUGAGGCUUGGGCAAGUCCGAUUCAUUUCAGUGGAGCUCGAUGCAAGAGAAGCUGUCAGCAGACUGUGUCUCGGGUCCAGUAUUAUAAUGUGACAUUCAGCAAUAAAAACAGCAGUUUAGAGGUCGCGUGAGGUGUUUUUUUUGGGAAGUGUCAAUAUUACCUCAAGAAUCUUUACAAUAGAUAUGCAAAACUGACAGUCUUUUAAUUUUGUAACGGAUUUGUACUGUGUUCCCAGCUUUUCUGGUAGCAGAGCAUUUAUUGCAUCCUUCCUGACCCACCCAUUCGGCCUUAUUCUUCUUACGUGCAUGUGGAUGAAGGAACUGAAAGUAUCAUGAUAUGCAAGUGUCUUCUUAAAAGCACUGAAGUCUUCUUAUUUAUGCUUAGGAUACAGCAAACUGUUGAGGUUAAUUUUUCUGCCUAAAAAAUGAACUGAACUGACAGAUGAUGAUUUUUUUUAAAAAAGACACUUUAAAAAAUAUUUUCUCACAGGCUUUUAAUUUUCACAGACUACAUUCUUUAAGCACAAGUGGCGGGUGGGCGGGGGGAGAAUCAGUGGGCAGGAUCCAGACUAAGCUAGUCAUGACAAAGCACCAUUGAAACAAAUGAAACAAAUUAGUCAUAGCUAACUUUUGUCCCAUUAAUUUCAGUGGCUUAUGUGCAGCCAUGGAAGGCUAGGGUGGGCAUGCUGGCUCAGUGUGAGUCCAAACUGUGUCCUCACUACUACUGAGUUUGGAGAGCCUCCAUGGCUCCUAAGGGUUGCGUCACUGCUACAGCAAUGCUCCUCUAGUUAUUCCCAACAGGAGCAGAGUCGCUACAGUGUUGACAAUUCUUUGAAGCCACAGAGGCUCUCCAAGCUCUAAGAAGUGGGGAUUGGAUUGGACUCGCAUGGAGCCAGUGUGCCCACUCCACUCUUCCAUGGGUGGCACACUGUGCUGUGUGUAACCUACUGGGAUUAAGUCUGGAUCCUACCCAAUGGCUCUAGAGUGAGUGAGUGAGUGAGUGAGAGAGUGUGUGUGUAAGCUCUCAUGUUCACAUGGAGCACUGUGUGUGCUGGAAUUGCUCUCUUUUGUGCAUUUUCUCAGAAGCACAUGCAGUGGGAAAUCCCCAUUACACCUGUGGGAUAUUUCCCACUGUAAAGAAGAAUGGAUAUGUGCAUGAACCAGGGCAGCUUUGGAUCAUACUGAAGACCCGAAGAUCAUUGUUUUGUACAGAUAAAUAUUGUAAUAUUCGUUAAUUGUGUACGUAGAGCAUUCUUAAAAGUAACGUGAGAAUCAGACGGGUUUCCCUUAAGAAUGUACUUUUUCUUCCUCUGUUUUGAUGCCUCUACUUUUCUGGAAUUUAUUUACCAAAAGAGUUGACACUUCCAGGUGAUGAUGUCUUAUCUUAUAUUAAGAUCAGACAUUCUUCUGCAUGAAGUUACAGCCAAUGGUUGAUGUACUAUGCAAAAAUACAUCAGCCUAGUAACAUGGUAUUUGCGCAAUUUGAGCAAAUUGCAUUAUGCAAGAGUAUUUCCAACAGGCUUACUCUUAUGUAAUGCAAUUUGCUCAAAUUGUGCAAACGCAACAUUACUAGACUGAUGUAUUCUUGUAUAAUAUGUCAACCACCAUGUUUGGGGAAAACCAGAAUGGAUUGCAGGCAAACAAAAAUAAAUGAAGGAAUAAACCCAUGGCCAAGGAAAUGUAUUUUAAGAAUGUGGCAAUACAAUUUUGCUUUUGGAGUCUGAACAUACUAAACAUUUAAAAAUAAUAAUAUGUAGCUUUCUUGUUGGAGUUAGGAGAAGAGUUAGGAUAUCUCUAAGGCAGAUACAGUACUGCUGAUCACUUAAACAUGGUUAGGCAUUUGAGAGGAGACCAUUCACUUGCAUGCUUCUUCCCUCUUUAGAGAAAUUUUUGCCUCUCUCCCCUUUCCAGCAUUAACAAUGGUUUUAUGUUAUAUGUGUCCUGAUGUAAACCAUGGUUGAUGCAAGCCAGAUCCCCACAGAAACACAGCCUGCAACCCCACUUCAAACCAUAGUUUCAGUCACUGGUUUACAAGUGAACUGCAGUUUGUGUUGGCAUGUAUGUACUGGCAAACCAUGGUUAAUGCCAGAUAAGGGAGCAGGGAAUGGGAGGGAGUAUCUGAGCCUGCUCCUGGUUUCUAGCUGUGGCUAAGUGAUGACCAGCAGUACAGCUGUGUUGGAAUGAUGUAUCGAAACCUCUAUAAUGUGCAUGGUGACGACCAGGUGCAUUGUAAUGUGUCCAGCACAACUGGCACCCUGCCAAGGCCUGUGGGAUGGGAAAGUAUGGAGAGAGGCAGUCAAGAGACUCCCUGGAGAAUCUCAACAAGCAUCCUCACUUACUUACAAUAUGUGGUUGUGUUCUAGAAAAGUCCAACUCUUGUUAAAAAUCUAAUCAAAGAUAGAUUCUUAUAAAUAAUUGUUCAGAAUCCACUGAGGGCUAAUUUUGCAUGGACUUUCUUCAUCACAGUGAUUUUUAGUCAUCCAGUGAUGAAUUGGACAUAACAUAUGAUUUUUUAAAAAAGGGACUGUGUACCACCCCCCACCCCCAAAUACCUUCUGAGUCUGGAAAUGUUUCCUCUUUUUCUAAAGUGCUAUAAUGUAGGUCUCUGAUUAAGUAUUUUUGGCACAAUCUACCAUGAACUUCUCUUGCACUAGUUCGCUUGAGAUUCAUGUGAGUUACAUUUUCUUAUGUAACACUGGAUUUGGCCAGUUUUCCAAGUACUUUCCAUAAUCGAAUGAAACUUUUUUUUUUUAAGAUGGAUGAAUUACUCUGCAUCCUGGCUUUGUGUUGUUUUCCUUAUGUACAGGUGACUCCUACUCUAUUGCAACAUGUACCUGCAAUUUUUUUAAAUCUUACAAACUGUGAUUUCAAUGACCAGGUUUUUAUCUUGCUAUCAGUUUGACAAAUGCUGUUCUGUUCUGGAUAAGAAACAUGCAUGAUUUUGCUUUUGUUUUUCUCACAAUUUGUAUGUUCAGUGCAGCAUGCAACUUUAAUAAAAAAUGUCUUGGAAGUCUU
Hemicordylus capensis (graceful crag lizard) is the source of this 4943-nucleotide messenger RNA. RefSeq names its product vasohibin 2 (gene VASH2). NCBI's taxonomy places the organism in Eukaryota, Metazoa, Chordata, Lepidosauria, Squamata, Cordylidae. Bases 326 to 1432 code for a protein of 368 amino acids. The transcript has 9 exons. The record is from RefSeq and is a predicted model, not a curated record. Gene Ontology annotation, biological process: regulation of angiogenesis. Gene Ontology annotation, cellular component: cytoplasm.